Molecule: messenger RNA, 2040 nt
Organism: Bactrocera dorsalis (oriental fruit fly)
Lineage: Eukaryota; Metazoa; Arthropoda; Insecta; Diptera; Tephritidae
Source: RefSeq, a predicted model, not a curated record
GUAAGCUCGAAAAGGGAGUACUCGAAGAGAAAUCCUUUCAGUUAAACGAUGAAAUUGAUGUUGUGGUUUCAAUUUCCUCAACAGUUGUGAGAACAAUUUCUAAGAUUUUAGGUAUUGAAUGUUUGGAAAAGAAAGAUUACCCAGUAUCAUUAAAGUGCUUAUUUCAAAGACAAUCUGGAAGAAAAACGAAGGUAUUUUUCCAGAUAAUAUCUGCCAAUGUUUGCAGAGACUCGGAGAAAAUUGCUAAACCAGAUGUAAACUUAAAACAUUUGGAAGAUAGAGAUAUAUUUUCAAACUAUAGUAGUGAUGAUAUCAGUAGCAGUGAAAAAAAUUUGGUAAAGUUUAAAAAUGUCAAGUUGAAGUCGAUUGAUAAGGAAAAGACUAAAAAGGGUCCAUCAGUUAAUAUUAAAGCUUCGCAAGAUGAUAACAUUGGAUUGAAACAAUUUGCCAUACAAAGAAAUAACCAUCGUCCCCAGCGCACGUCGGCCCGAAGAGAAAAAAAUAGUCAAGUGGCCAUCGGCAAACAUGAGCAAUCUUUCAAUUCCUAUGAGGAAAGCGAUGAUUUUAUUGAGGAACCAUCAGUCAAAAUUGGAUUAAAAACGCAAGAAACAUUAUUAAAAGCGAAGCGACAACAAAGUGUAAAGUUUGACAAUUUUUGCUGUCAGGAAAAUAAAUCAAAUAGUAAUUGGUUGACUAAGAAGCAACCUGAGGAGUUGGUUGUAGCCAGAAAAAAAUCAAAAAUAACUAAAUCCAAGGUAAAAGCGCCCAGAGCAUGUGCAAUUAUUACUACUACAGAUACAGAUAGCCAGCAUAGGCAAAACGAACAAAUUAAGGCUAACAAAAAAAUUAAGUCAUUUUUGGAGCAAGUAAUACAGGUGCCCAAGGAGGUCAAAAUUUUAACUCUCAACAAUAUGGGCGGUGACGAAAUUUUAAAAACUUUUCCGAAAUAUAAAAAUCAGCUUGACGCUGUUUUUAAUGAACUACGAUCGAAACCUAAAGUAUCCGGUUACAAUGGAAUUAACCACUUUUCAGUUAUUGAACUAAUAGAUAAUGAAAAACAAUUGAAAAUUAUGCACAAACUCGGAGAAGUAUACGAAAAAGACGGAGAUGGGAUAUCCAUGUAUCCAAUGCUUUUUGCGAACGCCUUGAUGCCCGAAUGGUUAGUAAAUAUAUUUAAGGAUAAGUAUAAUUUUUCAUACAGCGAAGCGGUGACUCAUUUAAACAAACAACGACUUUACAUGCAAUAUAUGGAUACAGAUGAUCACUAUUAGCAACAAUUUUUUUUUCUAGUUUUCGUUAACAAUCUACAGGAUAGGGAAAAAGAAUUAUUUCGUAUAAAUUUACACUACACAAGUCUUACAAAAACACGGCUUAUGGUGAUUGUAGAGAAGAAUAGUUUUGAUUUUAUUGAAGAUAAUGUUAGAAUAUGUAACAUACUAAGGGACUUAAAAUAAAGAGUAAUUUUAAGACUUAAAGUUGGAUUGGUCAUGGUCUAAAACUAAGUAAAACUUUAAAAAUACUUUUGGUUCAUGGGGGAAAUAUCCGAAAAUAAACCGAAAUGUAGAAAUAAACAAAUAUUAGAGCCGUAAUAAAUAAGAAAUGUAACAUUAGGAACAGGAAAAUUUAUCUGUUUACGUAAAUCGACUCCCGUGUUCAGUAAUUUUCUUUAUAACUUAACCCACCUGAAUAUUUUAAUUACUCUUUAUUCAUAAUGUCCCUCUGAGGUGUCCUUUUAUUGAAUUAAGGUGGUCCUCUAUUACGAUUUAUAUUUUAAUCAGCUAUUUUGUACAAAUCCAUAGAAAGACGAAACAUUUGUUGAGUUCGUAAAUUAAAAUCUCGAAAAUGAAAUUUGGAAACUAUUUUUUUAUUGAUUCCAAUGAAGGGACCGUGCGAAGUGUUUCAAAUAUGGUGUUCAUAAUAUUUAAAAGAGGGUUUGUAGCAUCCACAGACAUUGUAGGUUGCUUUAGACCAAAGUUAAAUCCAUUUAAAAUGCAUUAUUGCUAACCAUCGUCAUCAAAGAACUGCAGAGUUCGUGGUAGU